AUGUCCUCCCUCGUCGAAGUCGCCUCUGAGGCCGAAUUCCCUAACAUCAUCUCCUCCAUCCCCCCGUCAUGCCUGCAGGUUCUCUACUUCCACGCCCCUUGGGCUGCUCCUUGCGCCCAAAUGCGCGCCGUCCUCUCCGCCCUCGCCUCUCAGUACCCCGCGACCAACCCUCCCUCCAUCGCCUUCCUCAGCGUUAACGCCGAGGAGCUCCCUGAUAUCUCGGAAGAGUACAACGUCACCGCUGUUCCCUUCGUAGUCCUCGUCCGGGACCACAAUAUUCUCGAAACCAUUAGCGGCAGUGAAGCAAUCCAAGUGCGCGAUGCCGUUGAGCGCCACGCCGGUGCCGGUGCCGCCGCCUCUGCAGACGGUGCUUCUAAGACCGUCAUCCCCCCACCAUUGACAGCCGUGCCUCGAGAGAACGUCCCCGCCACCGCUACACAGGCGCCCGCCACGAACGGCAACGCCGCCCCCGCAUUGACCCCCGAACAGUCGAAGGAGGCGCUGUUCGCGCGUCUCGCAGAGCUCGUGAAGGCUGCGCCGGUGAUGCUGUUCAUGAAGGGAUCUCCCAGUGCGCCUCAGUGUGGAUUCAGUCGGCAGAUUGUGGGCAUUCUGCGUGAGCGGAGCGUCAAGUAUGGAUUCUUCAACAUCUUGGCCGAUGAGGAUGUGAGACAGGGCCUGAAGGAGUUUGCGGAUUGGCCUACCUUCCCGCAGUUGUGGGUGGAGGGUGAGUUGGUUGGUGGAUUGGACAUUGUCAAGGAGGAACUCGAGAACGAUCCCGAUUUCCUGGACCGCUUCUCCGUCAACAAGCCCGCUGCUUAA
Aspergillus tubingensis is the source of this 819-nucleotide messenger RNA. RefSeq names its product PICOT family protein. The transcript is spliced from 2 exons. Gene Ontology annotation, molecular function: 2 iron, 2 sulfur cluster binding. The record is from RefSeq and is a predicted model, not a curated record. The coding region runs from base 1 to 819 and encodes 272 amino acids. Lineage: Eukaryota; Fungi; Ascomycota; Eurotiomycetes; Eurotiales; Aspergillaceae.